GGGCUGAAGUGCUUGGCUUGGUGGGGGGACCGGAUGACUGGCGGCCUCAUGUGAAACUGGCAAUCCACUAAUCCUCCACCAAUGUACAGCAGGUCCUAGCACUGGUAGAUACUGGUGCAGACUGCAGUCUUGUUUAUGGGAACACAGAUUAAGAAGCAGCAGUGGCCCUCUUGCGGCAAGAGUUGGCAGCAUGCGGUUGGUAUGUCAACGAAUCCAAGGUCCAAGGGCCCAGAUUGUCUGCCAAAUUCUUGGGAGUUGUUUGAUCAGGCUGACAUGCUCCCAUAGCACUAUGGACUGGGCCCACACCUACGCUGAUGUGACCAAUGUCUCCAACUGUUGGAUCUGCUCCACCCUUCCAGCAGCAGCUGCAAACAGUUUGCCCUGGAACGUGUAUCCUGCUUCUGUGAAGAACUGGACCUGGCUAGAAGCUUGGGGUCCCACGGACAAUGGGUGGGAUGCCACAGGGCGGGCUUUGGAUAGAGGACAUCACAAAACCCAUGGCAAACCUGCCCCCUGGCUGACUCCUAGUGUCCAUGAUGGAUGGGGCUGGCUAAUGGGAGAACACGUGGUGCCCCCAUUGCAGGUAUCACAAUGUAUAGAGCAGCACUGGGGUAAAGUCACUGUGGGAUGGUUGCCUACUGAGGUUUGUGCAAAUGUAACAUGUGUCACCUCACCAAGGGUGUGGUGGAACAAGCGGCCUUACCAAGGCUAGGCCCGCAUGGACUAUGUGCCCCCAGGGAGUUUAUGGGUCUGUGGGGACACACGAUGGCCAUAUUAGCCAGCCAAUUGGACUGGACAUUGUACCUGGGGUUGGCCCUAUGUGCCUGCCACUGUGCUUCCCACAUUGACUAGUCGUGGCAUAACUGGGAGCCACUGUGUUCCAGCUUUUUGCCAGUGCAGCAGGCCCCCUGGUGGUUCUAUCCCUUAGCAAUGACUAUCCCUGGAGCAGGCGUCAUUACUGUAGAAAAGCAGGUUGCAGCCCCUUUGCAGACCACACAGCUCGGGCCUGAGGUGCCCUCCUUUUGUUAACUGAUGAAGUUGAUCAGAUCAGGAAGGUGACGCUGCAAAACCGGACGGCCUUAGACAUAGUCGCAGCUGCCCAAGGUGGCACCUGUGCCCUUGUAGGGACACAAUGUUGUACAUUUAUCCAUUACAAUCACUGGAAUACAAUGGCAGCUUUACAAGGGGUGUCAUAGGAGAAUAAGGUGACUGAGCACCUUACUGAUGACCGCCUGCAGAGACAGUGGGCGUCUUUGGGCUCUGGCCUACAUUGGGCUCUCAUAAUCAUAGGUAGCAUAGCAGGAAUAUUAGUGGUACGUUGUUGCUCUCUGUCUUGUGGCUGUGGCCUAUGGGUCCAGGCUGUGCCAUAUGUGCAUGGGUCCCCACCAGAAGGAUUCCUAGUCCUAGGGGGUGGUGUGUGAGGAACAUGGCUGUGUGCGGUCAAGCAGGCAUAGGGCAGCAGGCAUAGGCCAAGGUAAGCAGCCUAGAUGACUCAUCGGGAUUGGGGCACAAGCGCACAGUUCCAUAUCUUAUAUAAUCAUAGCCAUGUAGGCACAACAUAAAGAAGCUCCCCACCUGGCUCUCAGUCACUAUCGUUUGUGUAGUGUAUAAAUGUAACACUGACCCUGUGAAGGGGCUGCUGAAGAAAGCCAUGUCUCAUUUAUCUGCUGUGUCUUGAGUGUUCUUCCAGCUCCCUGCCCCACGUCCACCCACUCCCCUCAGCCCUCAGCUGGGGCUAGAACCUAACCCUGAGCAUGACAGAGAUACAUAGAGGGUUGUAAGCAGAGAAACGACAAGCUCCUAGGAUUUGAAAGGAUCAUUCUGACUACUUUGUGGAAAAUAGAUUUGAGGGCACAAGGACAAAACAGAGAGACCUGCUAAAGGGCUGCUGCAAUAGGGCAGAUGAGAAAUGGUGAUGGCUUCAACUAGAGCAGUGGUGGUGGAGGAGGUGGUGAGAAAUGUUUGAAUUCUGGAAAUAUUCUGAUGACAGAGCCAACAUCAUUCGUUAAGGGAUUGAACAUGAGUUGUAACAGAGAGGAAUAAAGGAUAAUUCCAAGAUUAUUUGUUUCAUAGUUCUCCUAAAUAUCUGAAGAAGUAUCAGAAGUUAAAUACUCAACAGUGUAGCUAGGAAUUAAGUGAAAAAUACCUGCGAUUUCUAGUUUUUGUUCAUCAGAUGAGUCAGGACACAUCUGGCUGAACUGUAGGAUGUAAACACUGAAUACCCCACUGGUAGCGGGGGAAUAGAGAUGAAGAGGGUGUUCUGAGGGUCUAGCCGUUGCAUAGACAGUGAAAGCCUCCUCCCCGCAACACAUGCAGCCACAUACCCUUCUCAAAUAAACAGAGUGAACCACUAGGCUGUCUUUUCCCUCUUUGAGUUUCUUGCUCAUACCCCAGUCCAUUUCUGUGGCUUGGAAAGUAAGGAGGAUUGCAGAGGCAAAAUAAUUUGGCACAUGAUUGUACCCAAGAGAAAACGUAACUAGGGAAGAUCAGGGACCAGCUAGAAGGGGGUGAUUCUGAGGAAUGCCGAGUAGGACACAGGGUUCUUAUAGAGUUACCCCGCCCUAUAUUGUCUCUGGCUGUGGCCUGUAGAGGAACUUGGUAGUAUAUGUAGCCCCCAGGGCAAUUCCAGUUACAUCUUGGGAGCUUUUUUUCUGAAAAAUAACCAUUCCUAUGCUGCGCAUGGUGGCUCACAAUGGUAAUCAAAGCACUUUGGGAGACUGAGGCAGGUGGAUCA
Molecule: messenger RNA, 2734 nt
Organism: Piliocolobus tephrosceles (Ugandan red Colobus)
Lineage: Eukaryota; Metazoa; Chordata; Mammalia; Primates; Cercopithecidae
Exons: 3
Coding region: 191-712 (173 amino acids)
Source: RefSeq, a predicted model, not a curated record